AUGUUCAUGGUGGCAGGCGAGAAUUCCACGGAGGAGUUAAAAAGACAACAUCAAGCCUCGAAAACUGCGUCGGUGAAAUCGAGAAUGGAAAGUGUUGAUUCCACUCUACCCUCGGAUCUGCUGCGGCCAGUUAACCAAUCGAGAGACAAGGGUGCGAGCUCAUGGCUUACCGCAGUGCCUCUUGUCGAUCAAGGCUUAGUGCUGAAUAAACAGGAAUUCAGAGACUGUCUGCGUUUAGGGUAUAAUAUACCCGUCUCCGACUUACCAAGCAAGCGUGUUUGUGGUGAGAAGUAUACCGUCUGCGAUGCCCUGUCAUGCAAAAAGGGAGGUUUCGUGGCGCAGAGGCACUAUGGUGUUCGCAACCUACUUACCUCACUUAUUAGUAAGGUUUGCACCAAUGUUGAAGUCGAACAACAACUACAACCUCUCGAUAAUGAGCGAUUCAACCUCAGAACCGCGGUAACAAGCCCGGAGGCAAGACUGGACUUUAAAUUGGGGGGUUUUGGUAUAGUGGAGUUACAGCAUUUUUUGAUGUCAGAGUAA
Molecule: messenger RNA, 543 nt
Organism: Porites lobata
Lineage: Eukaryota; Metazoa; Cnidaria; Anthozoa; Scleractinia; Poritidae
Source: the annotation of a GenBank genome assembly